Diceros bicornis minor is the source of this 1035-nucleotide messenger RNA. Its product is annotated as olfactory receptor 4K1-like. Gene Ontology annotation, biological process: G protein-coupled receptor signaling pathway. Gene Ontology annotation, cellular component: membrane. Gene Ontology annotation, molecular function: olfactory receptor activity; G protein-coupled receptor activity. Bases 1 to 1035 code for a protein of 344 amino acids. Lineage: Eukaryota; Metazoa; Chordata; Mammalia; Perissodactyla; Rhinocerotidae. The transcript has 2 exons. The record is from RefSeq and is a predicted model, not a curated record.
AUGGUCAUCAAGUGUGACUACAGACAGACAGGGAGCUCUUCCCUGCUUCUGAGAUCUGUCUAUAACUUCAGCAGCCCAGAUUCAGUUAAUGGAUGGAACAAUAAGUCAGUGGUUACUGAAUUCAUUUUAUUGGGUCUGUCUAGCUCUAGAGAACUCCAGUUCUUCUUUUUCUUUAUCUUCUCUGUGUUUUAUGGAGCUGCAAUGUUGGGAAACAUCCUUAUCAUCCUCAUGGUAAUUACAAACUCUCGCUUGCAUUCCCCAAUGUACUUCCUUCUUAGUAAUCUCUCCUUCAUUGAUAUAUGUCAGGCUACAUUUGCCACUCCCAAGAUGAUUGCAGACUUCCUCGAUGAGCAAAAGACCAUCACCUUUCAGGGAUGCAUGUUACAAAUAUUUUUCUUGCAUGUUUUUGGGGGUAGUGAGAUGGUGCUUCUUGUUGCCAUGGCCUAUGAUAGAUACAUUGCUAUAUGCAAACCUCUGCACUACAUGACCAUCAUGAGCCGAAGGGUGUGCAUUGUUCUGGUGGGGGUCUCCUGGGCCAUUGGCAUCCUGCACUCAGCCAGCCACCUGGCAUUCACAGUUGAUCUUCCUUUCUGUGGACCCAACAAGGUAGACAAUUUCUUUUGUGAUCUCCCCCUCGUGAUCAAGCUUGCUUGUUUAGACACAUAUGUUCUAGAGAUCCUGGUGCUCACCAACAGUGGCCUGCUCUCACUUACCUGCUUCCUCCUUUUGCUCAUUUCUUACACUAUCAUCCUUGCUACGGUCCAUCGUCAAGCCUCUGGUGGGACGUCCAAGGCACUUUCCACCCUGUCUGCCCACGUCACUGUUGUGGUUCUGUUCUUUGGCCCAUUAAUCUUCAUCUAUAUUUGGCCCUUUGAAAGCUUCCCGAUUGAUAAAUUUAUCUCUGUGUGCUUUACUGUCUUCACUCCUCUCCUUAACCCCAUGAUUUACACGCUGAGGAAUAAAGAUGUAAAGGAAGCUAUGAAGAAGCUAAGGAACUGGCAAGUGGGUUCCAAGCAGGGCUUUAAGACAAUGUGA